Molecule: messenger RNA, 3172 nt
Organism: Penaeus chinensis
Lineage: Eukaryota; Metazoa; Arthropoda; Malacostraca; Decapoda; Penaeidae
Product: protein transport protein SEC31-like
Exons: 2
Coding region: 1452-2345 (297 amino acids)
Source: RefSeq, a predicted model, not a curated record
ACGUAUUGCUCACCCGACAGUCGCGUACGUGUUCUGUACGUAUGUGUUUCUAUAUAGACACACUGCGUGUUCUUGUGUGCGGCAGUCUACUCAGAACGCGUGAGGUGUAAGACGCUCGCAGGAAUUUGGAAAUAAAUACUGUGGUCUUAUUAGGAAAAUCAUUUCCUUAUUCUGACAACAAGGAAAAGAUCAAGUGCGCAUGUAAUAUCUCUUUUCCCCUGGAAUUAUACAUUUGUGGUGCUGUAGGACCGACUGAGUGAAUCCCUCGCCCCAUCCCACAACCGUCACGCGCUGUAGCAAGGGUUGUUCCCUUGUUACGCACCCCCAACCGUCACACGCUGUAACGAGGGUUGUUCCCUUGUUACGCUCCCACAAACGUCACUCGCUGAAACGAGGGUUGUUCCCUUGUUACGCUCCCACAAACGUCACACGCUGUAACGAGGGUUGUUCCCUUGUUACGCUCCCACAACCAGCACACGCUGUAACGAGGGUUGUUCCCUUGUUACGCUCCCACAAACGUCACACCCUGUAACGAGGGUUGUUCCCUUGUUACGCUCCCACAAACGUCACACGCUGUAACGAGGGUUGUUCCCUUGUUACGCACCCCAAACCGUCACACGCUGUAACGAGGGUUGUUCCCUUGUUACGCUCCCACAAACGUCACUCGCUGUAACGAGGGUUGUUCCCUUGUUACGCUCCCACAAACGUCACACGCUGUAACGAGGGUUGUUCCCUUGUUACGCUCCCACAACCAGCACACGCUGUAACGAGGGUUGUUCCCUUGUUACGCUCCCACAAACGUCACACGCUGUAACGAGGGUUGUUCCCUUGUUACGCUCCCACAAACGUCACACGCUGUAACGAGGGUUGUUCCCUUGUUACGCACCCCAAACCGUCACACGCUGUAACGAGGGUUGUUCCCUUGUUACGCUCCCACAAACGUCACUCGCUGUAACGAGGGUUGUUCCCUUGUUACGCUCCCACAAACGUCACACGCUGUAACGAGGGUUGUUCCCUUGUUACGCUCCCACAACCAGCACACGCUGUAACGAGGGUUGUUCCCUUGUUACGCUCCCACAAACGUCACACGCUGUAACGAGGGUUGUUCCCUUGUUACGCUCCCACAAACGUCACACGCUGUAACGAGGGUUGUUCCCUUGUUACGCUCCCACAAACUUCACACGCUGUAACGAGGGUUGUUUCCUUGUUACGCACCCCCAACCAUCACACGCUGUAACGAGGGUUGUUCCCUUGUUACGCACCCACAAACGUCACACGCUGUAACGAGGGUUGUUCCCUUGUUACGCACCCCCAACCGUCACACGCUGUAACGAGGGUUGUUCCCUUGUUACACUCCCACAACUAUCACACCUUGCAACGAGGGCUGUUACCUUGUUACACCCCCCCCCCCCCGCAUCCAUCACCUCCACCCCCAUCCACCACACAACCACAUGGCUCCCCAGCACGGAACCGGCCUGGCUGUGCGCUCUAUGGUCCGCAUUCCCGGAAGUGGCUGGGACCGAUCUGCGGGUGCAGUCUGCUGCGACUUCUCGAAGGUGUCGACCCUGGCUGCCUCCGCCGUCACGCCGCAGCCGCUGCCUCUGCUUCACCAAAGGCUCUCCUCGCGGCCCUCUCUUGCAGCCUCCAACAUGGACAAGCUGACUGCUGGCGAGGCACAGAAGGUCUGUGAGGAAGUGGCAAGGGGCUCUCGGAAGCGGGCCCUUGAGGACACCCGUCUGACUUCCGAGUCGUCGAGUUCUAAGGUUGUCAGGGCGUCGAGCGUGACUCCGUCGGGUGUGGCGAGAGCUGCGAAUCCGCCGAGAGUUCAGGAAAGAACAGCAACCCCGUCCGCCACGCAAGUUAUCAUGAUUCGCCCGGUUCAGCAGGUGCCAUAUUUAAACAAGCAAAUGCAGUCUGUGCCUACGCUACAAGGAACACUACAUGGGCGCCCCGUUACGCUUAUACCCGUUACCCAUCUGGCCGGAGUUCCCUUGUCCUCUGCUGUAUUGGGCAGACCGUCGUCGUCGCCGUCGCCAUCGCCGUCGCCUUCAAAUGCAGCAAGUCGACCGACGGUUCCCAUCUCGGCAAGGAGACCGGCUGUAGGCAACAGCGCAGAGGAAAUUCAACCUGUGCACUCAGGUGUAAUUCUUCAGACAGCUACAACAGAAUCCCUCCAGCGUGUUUCUGUAGCUGAAUCGUCCAUCCGGACUCUACUGGAGGAAUCACAGCAGCUCCGGCGACAAAAUGCAGUGCUAAACCAACGAUUAUCACACUACCAAGAAAUAUUUUCUGACGGCCAGAGACUCCGGAGAGAAAUGAGUACUUUAGGAAUUCAGGUGUACUAAUAGAUAAAUUAUUAUAGUAAAUUACUUAAUAUUUCGUUGGUAUUUCCUUCCCUUUUAACCUGCAGUAAAAAUGUGCGUUUUUAUAAAAUGGUAGAAAAUGAAGUAAUGAAAUACAAGAAAAAGAGAAAAUUUAAACCAAAGAAACGCAAACGUACACACACACACACACACACACACACACACACACACACACACACACACACACACACACACACACACACACACAUACAUACAUACAUUCAUACACACACACACACACACACACACACACACACACACACACAGACAUACAUAUGUAUUAAUAGAAACACACAUACAUACAUAUAUAAACACAUAGACAUCUAUAUUGUAAAAUAUGUUAUCUUACUUAUGAUGGAUGUUCUGCAAUCAUUAUUUACUUUUUCGUAAUCUUAUUGUAUCCACUGUGAACCAUGAAAACUUACGAAGUUUUAGUGUAUGAUUUUUACAUUUAUCUACGUAUAUGUAUGCACAUAUUAACCCAAAGGAUAAAAUUGGUUACUUUUAUCAGCCUUGUUCAAGUCGAGUGAUCUUCCCCAUAUUUACACUUUCAACCUUUAGCAGAUUUCAAUGUUUAAUUAUAAUUAACCCUGCUCUUAGUCUAUUGUCCCCUCAAAUUAUGAGAAUUAUAUGUGGCUUGUCUUGUAAACUCUAAAUAUUAUGGGAAAAGCAUUUGCACUUUUCCUCAAUGCAUGUUACUCGAGUUAACAGCUUAAACGCUAGUUAGGCUUAAAAGAUGCAGGUACAAGCAAAUUGUCGAUAGUGGUGUUAGCAUCUGUCUUAGUGAAAUAAAAUUUGUUUGCACUUGG